AUGCCGUGCGUGCAGAGCGCGUGUGGCUCCGCGCCGCCGUGCGCCGCGGCGGAGCGCCGCGCAGACAUCCUGACGCCGGAGUUCGUCAAGUUCAGCAUGGAUCUGACCAACAGCGAGCUGUCCGCGGCCACCUCGGGGCCCGGGUUCGCCCCGCCGGGGGAGACGGUCGGCUGCGGGUACGACGUGAAGCCGCCGUGCGUUUUCCAGGUGCCGGCGCCGGCGGAGCUGCCGUGCGUAAAGAUGGAGGAGCGUCACCAGCCAGAGGAGCUGCUGCCUCCCCCGGGCUCAGUGUACUUCUACCGGCAGCCCUCGCCUCACCCCCUCGGCCUGCACGGCCCCGGGGGGCCGCUGUGGGAGGACUCGGGCUCCGUGCUCGCGCUCCGCCACGACUACCUGUCGGCGGCGGCGCACCGGAGAGGCGCGCUGUCCCGGUUCUCGCUGCUCAGUCCCAAGCACGCGCAGAUGUCCGCGAGACUCCCGCAGAGUCCCACGGGGCUGGCUCUGCCCCCGCAGCGGUGCGGGAACGCGGAGGGGCUGUGCGCGGUGUGCGGGGACAGCGCCGCCUGUCAGCACUACGGAGUGCGCACCUGCGAGGGCUGCAAGGGCUUCUUCAAGCGCACAGUGCAGAAGAACGCUCAGUACGUGUGUGUGUCCGCUCAGAGCUGUCCGGUGGACAAACGUCGGAGGAACCGCUGUCAGUUCUGCCGCUUCCAGAAGUGUCUGAGUGUGGGGAUGGUGAGAGAAGUGGUGAGGACGGACAGUCUGAAGGGCCGUCGGGGUCGCCUCCCGUCCAGACCUCGGAGUGGGGGGGACCCCCAGUCGGACAGCGGUUCUCUGCUGAGCGCCCUCGUCCAGGCCCACGUGGACUCGAACCCGGUGCCCUCCCGCCUGGACUACUCGCAGUUCACGGAGCGUCCCCGCAGCCCGGCGGGGGACGGCGGGCAGCACGUGCGGGUCUUCUACGAGCUGCUGAGCCGCUGCAUGGAGGUGACCCGGCGCUGGGCGCAGCGCGUGCCCGGGUUCAGCACGCUGCACGCGCACGACCAGGACCUGCUCUUCUACUCCGCCUUCCUGGAGCUGUUCGUGCUGCGCCUGUGCUACAGGUGCCGGCCCGCGGACGGCCAGCUGGUCUUCUGUGACGGCUCCGUGCUGCACCGGCUGCAGCUGCUGCGCGGCUUCGGGGAGUGGAUGGACGGAAUCGAACAGUUCUCCGCCGAGCUGCAGCGGAUGGACCUGGACGUGACGGCCUUCUCCUGCAUCUGCAGCCUGGCUCUGCUGACAGAGCGUCACGGUCUGAAGGAGCACAAGAAGGUGGAGGAGCUGCGGAGACAUGUGCUGCGCUGCAUGAAGGACUCGCUGGGCUCCAGGUGUGAGUCCGGCUCUAAGUCCGGGUCCGGGUCCGGGCCUGGGCCCCAGUCCUGGUCCCAGUCCCGGUCCCGGCCGGACCAGCUGUCCCGGCUGCUGCAGAAGCUGCACACGCUGUGCAUUCAGGGCCUGCAGAGGAUCUUCUACCUGAAGCUGGAGGACCUGGUUCCCCCACCACCCAUCAUAGACCAGCUCUUCCUGGACACACUGCCCUUCUAG
Molecule: messenger RNA, 1584 nt
Organism: Salarias fasciatus (jewelled blenny)
Lineage: Eukaryota; Metazoa; Chordata; Actinopteri; Blenniiformes; Blenniidae
Product: nuclear receptor subfamily 4 group A member 2-like
Exons: 6
Coding region: 1-1584 (527 amino acids)
Biological process (GO): regulation of transcription by RNA polymerase II; cellular response to corticotropin-releasing hormone stimulus; dopaminergic neuron differentiation
Cellular component (GO): transcription regulator complex; nucleus
Molecular function (GO): RNA polymerase II cis-regulatory region sequence-specific DNA binding; zinc ion binding; nuclear receptor activity
Source: RefSeq, a predicted model, not a curated record